Effrenium voratum is the source of this 1584-nucleotide messenger RNA. The record is from the annotation of a GenBank genome assembly. NCBI's taxonomy places the organism in Eukaryota, Dinophyceae, Suessiales, Symbiodiniaceae.
GCAGCCAUGGGUCGGAUUGUCCUCGUACUUUUCAAGCAAAUCGUAUUUUCAUCCAUGUAGGGUACUGCCAGUCAGGGUGCCCAUGCUUGCAAACUUGAGUGGCAUGUCCGCCAUAUUUGAGCUCAAACUUGAGCCAAGCCGUGCAGCGGGCGUGCUCCAGGUGCAGGCAUGCCCGACAUGCAUGAGCUGGAGGAGGGCGACUACUGCACCGAGCGCGGGCGGUUCCGCGCGGGCUUGCUGGUCCAGAGCCCCGACCUGGGCCUGGGGAGCCCGCACAUCGUGGAUCUGACGGCAGCCACCGUGGUGAUGUCCAUGGGCGCUGUGGUGGGCUGCAGCGCCGCGGCGCUGGCCGCAGCCGCGCCUUGCCUGGGGGCCUCCAUCGGCACGGGCGUGGCGCUUGGCGUGGAGGGCGCCGUGGCCACGACGGUGGCCUCCGUUCCCGUGGUGGGCGGCUACGCGGCUGGCGCGGCCGGCAGCGCCGCGGGCGCCGCUGCGGGCAGCGCUGCCACGGGGGGUGUCAGCGGCGGCCUGGCGACCGCCGCGCCGCUGGCGGGUGCGGCUGGGGCGGCAGUGCUCGCCGUGGGGGGUGCGAUAGCGCUUGUGCAAGCCGGGGUGCACCAGCGCGUCAUCUAUGUCGUCAUCGCCAAUCCAUCCAACGAGCGGUUCGAGCUCACAGACCGCCUGCGAAACGAGGGGCACAUCACCUGUCCCAAGGUCAUCCCGCCUCACUCGGCGGUGGGCGUGGUGCUCCAUCACAGCGGCUGCCUGUCUGGGUUCUUGAAGUACGAGAGCAGCAGCUACUGCCUCAUGCUGGGGGGUUCCAACCCCUUCAUCGGUCGCAACAAGUUUCGGGUGGAGCUUUUCCCCAGAAAGCAGCGCUCCCUGCGUCAAAUGCGGGAGGAUACCAAGGAGUGGAUUCAGCUGAGUGGGCCCAUGACCUGCGUGGCGGACCAUUACGACAACCCCAGCUGCGCCAGCAUCAUUCUCUUCCAGGAUGAGAAGUUCGCCCGAGCGGUGAAGGCGCAGCUUGAAAAGUGACGGAGCCUCUCAUUCCAAGCUCACUGCUCGCAGAUCUGGAGAUUCAUGUUUGGAAUAAGCAGUCCUGCGUGUUUUCUUUCAGAAGCCUUCUUGUUAUCAAAGUGAGCUGGCGUCGGGAGACUCAUCCUUUCGAACAUUCUACGCAAAGGCCAUCGCAAUCAGCACCGAGCCCCGCAACCGGCACAUCUAGCCCAUUUCGAGAGCUUGUCUGGGUGACAAGACACCUGAGGACCCCUGAAACACAUGGACUUGGCAUAGCUCGCGUGCCGCAAUCGCCAGAAUUCCGGCGACCCCUUAAGCAGAGAGAGCUGUGGGUGCCUCUGCCUUUGUACAGAAGUAUGCGAGCAGAUCCCAAAACGGAUCCCAAGUGCCCAUUCGUUCGUAGGCUCUAACCUGGUUUAGCCUGGUUUAGAGCAAAGGCCUACACAAGCUUGUGAUGAUCCAAAGGCCUGUAGAGCCAAAAGUCGAAGGGCUUUUCGGUUUCGGGCCUGCUCUGUACUGUCUUGCGCAGGGGCACCGCCAUGUGCGAGGCAAGCCCGCCGCGGC